AUGUCGCCGCCGGAGGAGCCCGCGGGCCAAGAGGUUACUAGCCAACCUGGCGGCGGAGACACAGCAACUAUCAAAGAAAAUGUAGAGCCAAGACACCUCUGCGACUCCCCAGCCCAACAUGUCGUUGAGCCAGCCGUUGCCGGGGACAAGCAACACGGCUCCAAGAACAAAGACAACGAGCGAGGGCAUGCUUCUACUUCCGGUGAAAGGGGGACAGAGCAGGAUGCUACCUCUGCCGAAGCUUUGUCCGCAUCUUCAAGCCCCGCCGACGACAUCAAACAGCCCUCAACACCCGCCACCGGGAAGCAGGUCCUAGCACCAUUGAAGCUCCAUGAGCCAGGUACACCAGACGUCAUGACAUCUUCGGUGGCCACGAUAAAGGCCCCGGCCUCGUCGUCACACAAAAUCGAAAACGAUGCCCAAUAUCUUACGGCCGAGCAGUCGGCCUAUGUCGAUCCCACACCCGCAACCCCCGUGACCUCGCAGCCACCUUCGCGGUGUCCCUCCACCACUGCAAGAUCCUACCGAUCCGACGAGCCCUCACCGUCAAGAUCCGAUGGUGCAGAUGAAGAAAAGAGGUAUACAAGCGAAGACGAGCAAGAUGGCGGCUCCCGGUCCGAAAUUCAGAGCAUCAUGGAGCAGUUCAGCGAGGCAGGUGGUGGGCCUGGUGUAGACGAAGUCAUGAGCCCGCGCCUGGAAAUCGCCUCUCCCAUUCUUUCUGGGCCUGCUCCGCAUCCACCGCGGAAGUCGAGCUUGGAGCCGCUCUCGCAGUCGAUACCGAGCCCACUCCAAGACUUCAGCGCCUUGCGCAUGUCUACCUCGUCUCCGUCUAGUGUACGGUCCAAGGAACGGGCUACCGAUGACCAGGGACCCCCCGUUCCGCCCAAGGACGGUGCCUUUGGAACUCCCCCUAGGACACGAGAAGACGGACGGCCAUCUAGCAUCACGGCGCCAACUUCUCCGCAGCUAUCUAUGCAUCGGCCACCUCCGCCUGAUCCAGAACCAGAACCGGCACUGCCCUUCGAUUUUCACAGGUUCUUAGAACAGCUACGGAACAAGAAGGCCGAUCCAGUUGCAAGGUAUCUCAAGUCGUUCUUGUCUGAAUUUGGCAAGAAACAGUGGAUGGUUCACGAGCAGGUCAAGAUUACUAGCGAUUUCCUGGCCUUCAUUGCCAAUAAGAUGAUGUUGUGCGACGUCUGGAGGGAUGUGUCCGACGCUGAAUUCGACAAUGCCCGCGAGGGAAUGGAAAAACUGGUCAUGAAUCGAUUAUAUACGCAGACAUUUUCCCCUGCGAUUGCGCCUCCGAAGCCCAUCCCUGGUGCCAAACCAAGACGGAGAGGCGGAGAUGUACCUUUAGGACCGGGUCGCCGAGGGCAACACCAAGAAGACGUCGAGCGCGAUGAGAUUCUAACGCAAAAGAUCAAUAUCUAUGGAUGGGUGAAGCUGGAGCAUCUGGAUAUUCCACCUGUAGGUGACAGCGGUCGCCGAUUUUUGAAGCUAGCUCAGCAAGGUCUGUUGAAACAUAACAAGUCCGACUCAUCAGCAGAUUCAUUCAUGCCGCUUCUGAUCUACGUUGUGCUGCAAUCCAACCCAGAGCAUCUGGUUUCCAAUGUGCAGUACAUCUUGCGAUUCAGAAAUCAGGAGAAGCUCGGCGGCGAAGCUGGCUACUACUUGUCAUCUCUGAUGGGCGCUAUCCAAUUCAUCGAGAACAUGGACCGAUCAUCACUGACUAUAUCCGAUGACGAGUUUGAAAGAAACGUUGAGGCAGCCGUAUCAGCCAUCGCAGAAAAACACCAAGCCACAUCCCCCAUCGUCCAGCAGCAGGCAACAUUCAACGAAAAAACCGGCAUCCAUCGCAGCGGAUCAAGCGGGCGUCCCUCCACGGACGGCGGCGCAGAGGGCUCAACCCCCCGGCGCUCGACCUCGUCCUACGAAGGCGAAGCCCAAGAUGGCGCAGCAAUUAGCGGCCUCCUCCGAACCAUCCAGAAACCCCUCAGCACAAUCGGCCGCAUCUUCUCUGACGAAAAUGGCUCGUCCUCUAACCCCGGGAGUGCGCCCCGGUCUCCAGCUCCGCCGGAUCGCCAAUCCCCCCGAUCCAACUACCGCGACGAACAGGCUGCUUUGCGACGCCAACAAGAGGUGUUGCUCGCCAAGCACGCGCUCCCUGCUGAAGAAGCGGCCGCGAGACAAGCAAGCGCCGAGGCAGCAGAGGCCCAGCGCCUGCAUCGUGCCGAGCACGCAAACGUUGUAGAGACACUAGCGGGCAUGUUUCCUGAUCUCGAUAAAGAUGUGAUUAGCGAUGUUGUUUACCAGAAACAGGGAAGGUAG
Molecule: messenger RNA, 2328 nt
Organism: Metarhizium robertsii ARSEF 23
Lineage: Eukaryota; Fungi; Ascomycota; Sordariomycetes; Hypocreales; Clavicipitaceae
Product: guanine nucleotide exchange factor Vps9
Exons: 3
Coding region: 1-2328 (775 amino acids)
Biological process (GO): vesicle-mediated transport
Cellular component (GO): cytosol; endocytic vesicle
Molecular function (GO): ubiquitin binding; small GTPase binding; guanyl-nucleotide exchange factor activity
Source: RefSeq, a predicted model, not a curated record